Molecule: messenger RNA, 3080 nt
Organism: Erpetoichthys calabaricus (reedfish)
Lineage: Eukaryota; Metazoa; Chordata; Cladistia; Polypteriformes; Polypteridae
Gene: rps6kl1
Product: ribosomal protein S6 kinase-like 1
Exons: 11
Coding region: 324-2594 (756 amino acids)
Biological process (GO): protein phosphorylation
Molecular function (GO): ATP binding; protein kinase activity
Source: RefSeq, a predicted model, not a curated record
AAGUUGGAACUUACAGGAGGAUUCUGUUGUCUCAGCAGCUGCACUAUGUAGCUUUCAAAGUCGCUAACAAAAAACAGAAAGAAAAGUCAACAAAGUGGCUGGAUUGUAGUCGAAGCAAUGCUCCCAAAGAAUCAGAAGUUUCAGGACAAAGAGCUCUGGAUUGUCUUGACCCUUUUCCAUCACAAGUAGGCCUGAAGAUGCAGAGAACACCAUGAGUCUGCUGACUUUUUGCUCCAGUGUUUGGCUUACUGACUGCACACAGACUCCUGUGGUAGAGCCGUGUGUCUGGCUACAGUGCCCUCCAGAAGGAAGCCAAGUUUAUCAUGGCUAAACGGGAUUACCUUGUUGAUGCUGCCAAACAGAUACGCCAGGCUCUAGAUAGAGAGGUCAAUGAAGACUAUGAGGCUGCAUUCAAUCACUACAAGAAUGGGAUCGACCUGCUUCUCAAAGGAGUGCAAGUUGAUCCAAACAAAGAGCGUCGGGAAGCAGUGAAGCGGAAGACAACUCAGUAUCUUAGGCGAGCAGAAGAAAUCUUUAACAGCCACCUUCAAGGCAGCCUAGUAAAUAUGGCCUCCACCUCACAGUGUUAUGGCUUUAGCAGUCUAAGAUUCCGUCCAAUCAGAAUUCUCAGCUCACCAGUUGAAGACCUGAAGAUGUGUAAGGUCAUUGGGGUCAUUGACAAGGUGCUUCUUGUUCAGAAUCCUGUUUCAAAGGAGACCUUUGUAGUUAAAAGUUUGUUCAAGUCUAUCUUGGAAGGCCGGGAACACCAGACCAUUAUUCCUCAAGGGGUACCCUACAUGGCACGCCUGCUGAGAUACUAUGUCAGUGAGGACGCCAUCCUUCUUCACUUGGAACAUGUACAAGGUGGCCGCCUGUUUUCACAUUUACGCAAGCCUACAGAAUGGAAUAAAGAGUACCCUGAAUGUUGCAGCCCCUCUCAAAAGAGAAUUCAGCUAAAGACCAGCUACACAGCACCAGUCCUCAAGUUUGAAUAUGAACAGGAAAAAUCCCCAACCUCAAAUCAUUCACCAGAGCACUGUAACAGCUGCAGUCUUGAAGAAGAAGAAUCUACAGGACCUGCCGCUAGCCAGACACUCCCCACUUUUGCCAUUUCAGACACAGAUCUAACGAGGCCCAUGCAGGAUGCUGUUACUGAAUGUAAUGUUUUAUCAAGUUGCCAACCAGGACCACAUAAAGACAUUGAGUCAGCCAGUGAAAAAAAUCCAUGUGACAUGAACGAUACAGAACCUCAGGGGUAUCAUUCUCAAAGCUGCUGCCCUGACAUAAUCGGACCGUCCUGGACUGUGAAUGAUCUGGUAUACAACAAAUCACUUGGUGAACACAAUGCUUUGUCAAUUCCAGCAAAAACUGAAACUGUGAAGAAACUGUUAGACUCCCAACUGUGUAUCAUGAACAUGUGCUCCAGUUCAGAAUUUAAAUGCACAUCCCAGGUUAUUUCUGAAAAUGAAGUUUCAGGCCCAGGGCUAAAAGACUGUGGUCAGACAGUUGAAAAAGAGCAGAGUAACUCUGGAGACAGCAAAAAUACAACAGCCUGCAAGCUGGAUAAAAGUGGCAGAAGGGGAAAUGAGCCUGAGCCAAAGAAAAGCAGUGAGUCUGGCAUCCAGCUGUUAAAAGACAGGGACGAGGUCAUUCAGGUUAGAGAGGGAAAUGAAAACUCCAUUGAGAAAAGAAAAAAGGCUGGCAAAACAGAGGCACUAGAAGCAGCAAUAAAGAUACUCUCAGGGAGGAGACGUAUGCCCUUCCAAAGUUCGAGUGCUGCACAGAAGUCCGCCAUCUCCAUAGACCUAUGUCCUGAAGGCAUGAUUGUGUCAGAACAACAAGUAACCUCUCACAGAACCAGAAGCCAUAAGAAUGAGGAAGAUGAAUGGGUGAAAGUUGAAUUGUCCUCUCCUGAGUCCAAACACAAGGAGGCCUCAGACUUUGACAUCAAAGGCCCUCAGCUCAGAUUUGAGGCACAGGAUCAGAAGAACGAAAGGUUGUCACCUAAUGAUUUGCACAUUGAAGUUAAUGGUUGGUGUCUUCUAUCAAAGCCAAGAACUGCUAAUGAGCGAAACAAGCAGAGCACAUCAAGGCUCCCCGAAGAUGUGGUCCGCCUGUGGGUGGCCCAGAUCCUACUGGCGCUUGAAAGUCUUCAUGAGCAGGGGAUUAUAUGUAGGGAUCUGAACCCAAAGAACAUCCUUCUAGACAAUGCUGGUCAGGUGUGCUUGACAUACUUUGGUCAGUGGAGCGAAGUUCAGCUUGAUUGCAGUACCACAGCAAUGGAAAACCUGUACUGUGCCCCAGAGAUUGGGGGGGCCACCGAAGUUACCGAAGCCUGUGAUUGGUGGAGUCUUGGUGCUGUCUUAUAUGAGCUUCUUACAGGAAUGAGCCUGAAGCAGUGCCACCCCUCAGGAAUCUUACCACAUACCCAGCUCUGUCUGCCUGACUACUUGAGUACCUCUGCUGCAUCCCUACUAACUGAGCUUUUACAGUUUGACUCCAGACAUCGCUUGGGCUCAGGAGGAGGAGGUGUGUGUGACAUCAAAUGCCAUCCUUUCUUCAGCACCGUCGCCUGGCACAGCUUGAGCAGUUAGGCUCAACAGUGAAUGAGACUGACACGUAUCUUCUUUGGUCACAGAUCCUAAGAUGCAAAUAAGUACAACUCCCAUGUGACUGAAGGGCGUCCAGACUGAAAACUACAGCAGCAUGUUCCACCAGUGGCUGAGUCCCAAUGCUAGUCCUGUAUUACUGUUUUUAUGUAUGCAAGGGGUCAUUCUGAAAUGGGUGUAACUAAUUUAGUUGUCCUUAAUAUGUGGGACAUCAUGGACACCUUAUAACUUACUGUAUAUAAAAGGCACAAUCCCACGGAAGAGGUGUCUUUGUGCUUUUUCUGUGAGCACCUUUGCACGGCCUUAAUUUUAGAGUCACUAGAACUGAUGGAGUCUAGUAAAUUGUAAAUGGAUUGCAACUAAUAAUAUCAAAAUACUUAUACGGCACCACAUUAAUAUUUACAAGUGAAACAAAUUGGUAUGGAAUGCAAGUUAUAUUCAUGUCCAAAAUAAAAUGUUAAACUAUUGUAA